Molecule: messenger RNA, 1485 nt
Organism: Aedes albopictus (Asian tiger mosquito)
Lineage: Eukaryota; Metazoa; Arthropoda; Insecta; Diptera; Culicidae
Product: probable ATP-dependent RNA helicase DDX53
Exons: 1
Coding region: 912-1292 (126 amino acids)
Source: RefSeq, a predicted model, not a curated record
CAAUACGAAACUGGAAAUUCGCCCGUGACUCCAGUUUCAUCAAAUUUCAACGACCCUAAUCCCCCACUACAUCAUUUUUGAAUGACCAGAAGGAGGCGGCGCUUCUAACAUUUUUGCUGUCAAUCAAUUUACCCAUCGUUCUUGGGACUUUAUCGUUCUUUUGUUUUGUUUUUUUUUUUUUUCUUUGCAAUGCGUUUCAACUGACCCUAGGUUUGGUGGUCUUUGACUGACCCAAGCAGUUUUGGUGGGUAAAAAAAGAUCACCCCAAGAUUCCCGAUCGAUGCGGACAAACCGUCUGUGCCAAUUCCAAACCAAGUGCAGACAUUCGAGCAGGCUUUCCGUGAAUGUUGGAGAAAGUCAAGAAGCAAGGCUUCGCAAUACCUUCCCCGAUUUAGGUCCAGGCUUGGCCGGUGCUACUCAAAGGCCAGAUCUUCGCCAGAUUGGAAUUGAUCAAACUGAAAAUCGGAAAACGUUGGCUUUCCUAUUGCCGGCGUUUAUCCACAUGAUUUCGCGAGCCCGGGGUGAACCAAACGUUCUAGUGAUGGCACCAACUCGUUAAUGGGCCCAGCAAAUUGAGGAGGUAUUCAAGUAUUAAUUUCGGAACAUCAAAGCAAUUUGUCUGUACGGUGGUGGCGAUCGGAGAGCGCAGAUCUAAUGAAUAAGACGGCCGUUCACGUAGACUAUUCGGGGGGAUGGAGGAGGUCUGGUCAAAGUCUACGAAGGGGGAGGGGGGCUCGAGGUCAAGGGUGGCGUGGAGAUCGUCAUUGAGACGCCCGGUAGGCUGCCAACGUAAUCGAUAAUACACCAUCAUCUAUCUGGUAUUGGACGAGGCGUAUCGUAUGUUGGACAUGGGCUUUGAAUCGUAAAUUCGAAAACUCUUGCUGGACAUCCGGCUCAAUGAGCAGACCAUCAUGACGAAUGCGACGUGGCCACCGGUUGUCCGCCGGUUGACCCAUAACUACAUGAAUAAUCCGGUGCAGGUAUACGACGGAAACCUGGAUCUGGCCGCAACGCACACAAUCACCCAGCAGAUCGAGGUGAUUGAUGAGGAGGAUAAGUACAUGCGGGUGAUGAACCUCGUGACCGACAUAGGGCCCAAUGACAAGGUCAUCAUCUCUUGCGUCCGGAAAACGAGGGCUGAUGAUCUGUCGAUCGAGUUUGUUCUGUCCGGCAUAAUUGUAUCAGCUUGCACGGCGAUCGGGAACAGGCUGACCGUUAGCAGGCCCUGGAGGACAUCAAAUCCGGCGAUGUGUGGGUCCUUAUCGGAACGAAUGUGGCCUCACAAGGGCUAGAUAUCGAGGGAAUUUCACACGUUGUGAAUUACGACUUCCCGCGGAAUAUUAGGGAGUACGUGCACUGGGUGGAACGGACGGGUCGCGCUUGCCGAAGUGGAGUUUCCAUGAACUUCUAAAUAUUUGACAUUCAAUUGUGUGUGGGGUAAAUAAACAUCAAAACUUGGUUGCGAUGUUGGUUGCUUAGAUGGAC